Messenger RNA from Branchiostoma floridae (Florida lancelet), 1615 nucleotides. RefSeq names its product alpha-N-acetyl-neuraminyl-2,3-beta-galactosyl-1,3-N-acetyl-galactosaminide alpha-2,6-sialyltransferase-like. The coding region runs from base 245 to 1414 and encodes 389 amino acids. Gene Ontology annotation, biological process: ganglioside biosynthetic process. Gene Ontology annotation, molecular function: alpha-N-acetylgalactosaminide alpha-2,6-sialyltransferase activity. NCBI's taxonomy places the organism in Eukaryota, Metazoa, Chordata, Leptocardii, Amphioxiformes, Branchiostomatidae. The record is from RefSeq and is a predicted model, not a curated record. The transcript has 9 exons.
ACCCGCUUCAGCAAAGAAAGAAAUCGAACGUCGGUCAAAGGUCAUGGCAAGAGUCCACAACAUGGCGGUGCAAUGAGAGCCUACAGACCCUCCUGUUAGACCUCUACAAUCCGGGAUGAGACAGCCAUAGUGACGUCAUUCCUGCAAACCACAUCUUAGUGCUAAAGGUUACCUUAAAGCAAAAUGGCACCAGUUACGAGGAAAGAUCUUCUAUGAAAAAGUAGAGACACUGAGAGGACUUGGAAUGACAACGUCGCCGUUACAAAAGGUUCCAGUGCGCAUGCUCCUCAGACUGACCGUGUGCGUGUUUGGGCUGAGUUUACUCCUGCUCAUCUUCGACAAAAGUAGCCUUUUUUUAAGAAGGAUCGGUCCUGUGACCUUUGCCCCUCCGAACCCACUGGAAAGACAUGUAGAUGUCAGUAACCUAACGGAAACACGGAUAUCCGAUCCGGAUAGUCCGGAUAAUCCGGAUAGUCUGGAUAAUCCGGAUAGUCCGGAUCCGGUACCUGCUGCCGUGGGUGAACGUAAAGCUACCUCAGACAUCAAACCGGAAACUCCGUUUCCCAAUCUGGAUGACCAACAUCCGGUGAAACCCGAUACCUCUGUCCGGAAUGUAACGGGGAUUCCGUCUUCUCACCAGAACGACCAAACCGGACCGGCGCCCUUUGAUGUUGCCGACCCCCUCGAAGGCUACAUCGGAGUGCCCGACGGGUCAAAGCAGCUAGGUCUUCAUUGUGGUGUGUGUGCUCUGGUAUCGAGCUCAGGUCAGCUGCUGCACUACAAGGCUGGGAACGAGAUAGAUGAGGCCGAUUGCGUCAUCAGGAUGAACGAGGCUCCCGUCCUCGGGUUCGAAGAGCAUGUCGGGAGUAGGACCAGCCUGCGCGUCAUGUGUUUCCGGUCCAUCAAUCUGGUCCCAGAGAACACCACUCUGUUCUCCCGUGCAGGGAAAUCCUCGUUGCUGGGGUGGGGACCCCCGAGGGACAUGGACACAAGGAAGGGGAAGGCCUACAAGAAACUGCAGAGACUAGAAACCAGGUACCCUGACUUGGAGGUCUAUCGGCUGACGGAAGACAGGAUGCGCUACGCUGACAGGGUGUUUGAAGCGGAGACGGGUCGUCCUAGGAUAAAAUCCGGAGCCUGGCUCAGCACGGGAUGGUUCACCAUGUUGGUCGCCAUGGAGAUUUGUGACGUCAUCAAGGUGUACGGAAUGAUCAGCGAGGACUACUGCAGAACCCAUCCAGAUGACAACACGUUGUACCACUACUUCUCCAAACGUUGGAACGAGUGCGGGUACUACAAGGCCCAACAGAAUGUCCGUAGCGGAGGGCAUCGCUUUAUUACGGAGAAGACCAUAUUUGCGCGCUGGGCGACGCAAAACAACAUCACCUUUCUGUACCCGUCCUGGGACCCGUAGGCAGUACUGGGAACGGUCUCUAGGUGGCGCAGUCAGUCUCAGUGGGAGCACUGUGACCACAAAGCACCGAGUUGACAGAAACUACUAGUAUCACAUUUUGCCUUAAUCGCGUUCAAGAGGAUGGGACUUCGUAAUACCCCCCUCACAUUAGGCGAAAAUCGAUCGGACGACGAGUCUGCGAGCUCUAAAUUAUGAGGAGGC